Homarus americanus (American lobster) is the source of this 2587-nucleotide messenger RNA. RefSeq lists its product as uncharacterized. The transcript is spliced from 2 exons. NCBI's taxonomy places the organism in Eukaryota, Metazoa, Arthropoda, Malacostraca, Decapoda, Nephropidae. Bases 188 to 853 code for a protein of 221 amino acids. The record is from RefSeq and is a predicted model, not a curated record.
GCGCAGCGGUUGGCAAUACCGCGGGGGUGACGUCACCACCCCUCACAAAACCCACCGGACGGAAGAGCCCUCCGUCAGUACGUUACAAAUCGAAGCAAGACUAACAGUAGCACUGAAUAGUCUCCUUGUACUAAACAAACUAAGUGAAUCAAUAAACUAUCGCAAGGAAAUAUUACAACACCAAAAAAUGAACAAAUAUUUUGAGAUGAUGUUGGUGGUGAUGAUGGGGUUGGGCCCCAUCGCCGUCGUGAUCACACUGAUGCACUCCUACGGCCCUCUGGCGGUGGGCUGUUCACUCAUCUUUGGCGGCACUUACCUCACCCUGGUGGUGCUGGGGCUCUCCUUCCGCAAGUGUGCUAUCAUCAGCGACUUACAAUCAAACGAAGAACAAUUACAGGACUCUCAGGGGGACUGCCCACCGUCAUACGAGGUGGUGACGGCCAAGCCCCCGCCCUACUACCUCCUCUACGCCAAUGAUCCGGGGCUGCAGGAAGACGCCAUGGGAGACGUGGCAUCUUCUCCCACCACCGACUACCAACCAGUUCAGGUUCAUUACCACGACAAGAAUAUGAUGCGAGGUUUCACUUGGACUAAGACGGAGUGUGAGGUCAGUCCGCCAUCCUAUUCUGAGGCCGUCAGCCCUACUACUGGGAGGUGUGUGCCUUUCUUUUCCCUUCCUCCAAGUGUGACCUCACCCAGCUGGCCUACUUCUGGGACAACGUCGCCGAGCUCCAGCGCUAAUGAAAACACGUAUCCAAGCCACCCUCCCAAUGAGAACACAGAUCCUAUUCCUCCUAGUGAACCGGUAGCUUCCAUCCCCUUGUCCGCCAGUACGACGCACUUACCAACUUAAGAUUAAGAAGCCACACUCCUCAGAACUUAUCUUACCGUGUGAUGACGGAAAUCGUUCAUGCCAGUGCCUUAUCUGCCGACGUGAGGCUAUACACAUAUGGUAUUAUCCCCUCGCUUCAGAGUUUAUCUCCCUACAGUACAUGAGGGCUUUAUGUGUUAGGUGAAACCUAUCGCCACAGAAGUCGGUACCUACACGAAGACCCUACGGGCUCCUGGAUUGGCACAUAUCGUAUAAAAAAGGAUCGUCUAUCAGUGAGAGAAACUACUACUACUGUUCUAUGGCGUUUCUCACUUAGACAUCGUCUACCCAUAUAGGGCUCAUCUCAUUACUGCAUUAGAAACGUUCCCACCCAUACCAAGGAUUUAUUUAACCAGGAAGAAUUCCCAUCUGCCCGAGUAAGGACUCCUCUCAUAUGCGACACCCAUUGGAACCAACCAAUAUUGACUGGUGUUUAACAAGUGAAAUACCUUGGAAGCUUGCAUGCAAGCUGUUAUGAUGGAUGACUUGUUGUUUUGUUGUAGAUAAUGUGAUGCGAGACAAGGAACUUUCUCACACUGCCAAACAAAUGAAUUGUCUAUAUUGUGAACAUAAACUGCCUGUGUUAACUACUACUACCUGAAGACAGUUAUACAUAUGUAUAGCAAUGAAAAGUAGGGAAGUGGAGUCAUGGCUGGGCCAUGACGUAACAAGGGCUGUGUGAAUGAAUAUACAUGUUAUAUACAUUCGUUGCUUAUUUGUAUAUAGUGUGUUUAGCAAGAAAGUAGCACACUUAACUGGUGUUACAAGUAAAUAGUUUAGUUAGUACGAAACUAAGGACGUGUUCAAUCCUUCAGCUUUUUAUAUAUGGAGUGGCGGAGCUGCUGCAGUUUGGUGACUUGUAUGGCCUACCGCUAGCGACCUAGCUAGCUGGUAUAGCGUGUUACCUCGCUAAGAUUUGUGUGUGCCAUAGCCCACUACAGCAACUUUUCAACGUAGUGCUCACACCCUCGAUGAUGGAUGCGGCCUCCAGUAUAAUCCUGUGUACGUACGUACAGUAGCUAAAACAACUAUCUGUGCAUACUUUGUUGGAAACAAUAUGAGAAUUUUGGACGAUAAAUUUUGGUAUAUGAGGGUUGUCACUAGUCACGCGUAAAAUUUCAGAGCAUAUCGACUCCCACCUGCACAGAUAGUUGUUUUAGCUACUGUACAUGAAGUCCAGUUGGCCUGAGUCGCCAAGUGACACCAGGCCCCACCUGUACCAGCCAUUAUUCAUAUUUUGUAUGGUCUGAAUACGUUGCCACUAUUCUUAAUUUUUAUUUUUCCUUUGGUACAAUCAUUCAUAGUUGAGGGAUAAAUGCCGAGUUAAUCAUAAUUGGUGUGAAUAUCUAACAACCUUUAACGAAUACCUUGACAGGCUGGUUUAUGUAUUUCGACACCUGAAGAUAUGCCUCACACAGCUUCUGUCAACUUCAGGUAGAAUAUGCAAGGGGGGGGGGGGAGUGUUAGGUGGUCCUAAUAUAUCUGUUAUGCAUUUACUACAACCUUACUGAUUGUGAUCAUAUAUCUUGUCAUAAACGCCUCAAUCAUGUACCUGAACUAUCCUGUAAUGUUUAUAUUAUAUAGUCCUAAGCUGCAGUGGGGUAAAGUAGAAAAUGUCCAAAGAAUAUACCAAAAUAAUAUUGUGUGUUAAGAUGUGUCUAUGUACAUGAAUCUGUACUUUGUAAAAAAAUAAAUUGCAGCAACAAUGAGUCCAAA